AACGCGGCAUUUCCACGGCCUCUCUCUCUCUCUCUCUCUCUCUCUCUCUCUCUCUCUAUAUAUAUAUAUAUAGGUGUGUUAUCUGCAUCUGGCAGAUUAAGGGUUCCAGAUCCAUACGUUUCUGAGCAAACCAAGACGAUGAAGCAAAAGGUGGUCGUCAGAUUCGGCACGAAGCGCAGGAAGUCUCGCUCCAAAGCCCUCACCAUUGCCGUCGGCGUUCAAGGGGUGACAUCGGUGACGCUGAAGGGGCAGGACGAGAUGGAGGUGGUGGGAGACAUGAUGGACUCGGUGGUGCUGACGACCCUGCUGAGGAAGGGCCUCGGCUUCGCAGAACUGGUGAGCGUGAAGGAGGAGAAGAAGGAGGAGGAGGAGAAGCCGGUAGUAGUCUCGCCUUAUUACUAUACCUAUGGCCCGCCUUAUUACUACACAAAUUAAUUGGGUCCUGCCAUGAGCAUUUCCUUCUUGCUAUGGCCACUCCAUCAUCAUGUGAAGAAGCAGCAAAAGAAAAGAAAAAGGGUUGGUUGAUAUAUAUAUAAAUUAUAUAAUUGUAAAAAUAUUAUCGUCGUCUCAUCGUUUGUGAAAAAUCUUCUAGUAUAUAUAGUGUCUUAGUUCUUACUUACUA
Messenger RNA from Diospyros lotus (date-plum), 622 nucleotides. RefSeq lists its product as uncharacterized. The record is from RefSeq and is a predicted model, not a curated record. The transcript has 3 exons. NCBI's taxonomy places the organism in Eukaryota, Viridiplantae, Streptophyta, Magnoliopsida, Ericales, Ebenaceae. Bases 139 to 435 code for a protein of 98 amino acids.